Owenia fusiformis is the source of this 4509-nucleotide messenger RNA. Lineage: Eukaryota; Metazoa; Annelida; Polychaeta; Sabellida; Oweniidae. The record is from the annotation of a GenBank genome assembly.
CACAUUAUAGCACACACAGGUAAAUCUACCUGCAUAUGUGUACAUGUAUUUAUAAUUAGGAGCUUAUUUUGAGUGCAUACCUGGACUAUUUUAGGACUAAAACCAUACGAUGGAGGAAGAAGAAGAAAACUUUGUCCUGACGGCACUAUUCAACGCCACAGAGGAGGCAAACAUCGAAGGAAUCCAAGAGCUCCUCAAAAAUGUCACCAACUUUGAUAUUAAUCAAACCAACAAGCAUGGGGAAUCAGUGCUUCAUAUAGCCGCCAGUGGAGGUCAUAUUGAGAUCAUCGAGUUACUUCUUACCAAGGGAAUCAAUCUCAGCGCCAAAGACAAACAUGGAGACAGUGCAGUAUUUUGGGCCGCUAGGCAAGGUCAGGUCAAGGUCAUUGAAUAUUUAAAAUCACAGGAUGUCUCGCUUGAUACGCAGAAUAAAUCCGGGGAAGCCCCAAUACAUGUCGCGGCUAGAUACGGUCAUACUCAUGUCGUGGAAUAUCUGGCAGCAGCAGGGGCCGACAUCAAUAUCCAAGACAAGCUGGGUGAAACAUCCCUCCACAAUGCUGCAUGGCAUGGUGUUCCACAAUUGUGCAUGGUCCUAUGUGCAGCAGGAGCAGAUAUGGACAGAAAGACACAGGAGGAAGAGACUCCAUUACAUUGCGCUGCAUCCCGUGGGAACCUAGAAUGUGUCAAAGUGCUUGUUGACUCAGGGGCGAGGCUUGACUUGACAGACAAACGAGGCUGCACGGCGCUUCACAUGGCAUGCAGACGUCACCACAUUAAUAUUGCACUGACGCUGAUUCACGGUGGUGCUUCCCUUGACAUGCAAGAUAUCGGAGGCGAGACUCCUCUACACCCAGCUGCGAAAGAAGGCCUACUACCUAUCGUUCAAACUAUGUGUGCCUUUGGGUGUAAAGUUGACUUAUGUAACAAAGGAAGUGGUACAGCGUUACAUCUUGCCUCAAGGUCGGGACACAUAGAGGUCGUUAGGUGUCUUAUGCUGGCGGGAGCCGAUUCUGAUCGACCUAAUAAGGAUGGUAUAACUGGUGAGAUUAUGGCGUUAGCACAGGGGCAUACUGACAUUGCAACUUUACUGGCACGCAUGAAACCAGAUUUUAAAGAGGGCUAUAUAAGCCAAUUGUGUCCAACAAAGAUUCCUCUCGGAAGAAUUAAACUGAAGAUAUUUGGACACAGUAAUGUUGGAAAAACCACCUUGAUUGAAUCGUUAAAAUGUGGCUAUAUUUCUGGAUUUUUCCGCAAGUCCAGUUGGACAAGAGCCAGCGGCAAUUCAAUGCCGAGUAAUAAUAAUUUAACAACGAAGGAAAAAGGUGCUGAGAAUGGAAUUCACCGUCACAACAGUUUACCGUCACAACUCUCAUUUGACGUCUUGAAUAGUAACUACACAAAAGGAAUUGAUGUCCAACAUAUCAGCCUCACAGGUGCAGGAGAUUUCACCGUCUGGGAGUUUUCUGGAUAUGAACCUUACUACAUGAUGUAUGAUCACUUCAUCGGAGACUCAAAUUGCAUCCAUUUUGUUUUAUUCAACCUGGAUGAGCCAAUAGAAGUCCAGCGUGCACAGUCCAUGUAUUGGCUGCAUUUUAUACGGUCUCGGGUCCCGCCCCAUGAACCAAUAGGUCAGUUUGGUACAAUAUCGAACAAAGCCCAUGUUAUAUUAGUAGCAACCCAUGCAGACAAAGUUGGUUGCUCGCGAAACAUCCGUGGUGAAUUUGUCAGCAACGAUGCCUCUUUAAUCCAUAGUGAGGCUGUACAACAAUUUGGCGCAGAUUUCGAAAUCUGCGAUCAAGUUUUUGUCGUAGACAGCAAUGUUGCUACAUCUGCAGAAAUGAAGGCCUUGAAAAAUAAACUUGCUGUCAUAAAAACACAAAUUGUUAAGACUCUUCCAACGGUGAAUGGUUUCUUAGAUGCAGCAGUUGUGCAGCUACAUGCCUGGUGCAAGGAGACCGCUUUCUUCCCCGUAAUGCCAUGGCACGACUUCGCUGAACAAAUAAGGUCAAAGGUCAACCCACUCGCCAGCGAUGAUCAUUUGAGAGAGAUAGUACAGAAUUUGCAGUUAAUGGGAGAGGUUAUAUACAUCGAAGGAGAAAUAGAUCAAGAUUUGGUUGUCGUUAACCCACAAUGGUUAUGCACAGAAAUUUUGGGACAGUUGUUAUCGCACGAAAAGAUCAUGCAGUCACGCGUAACUGGAUGUUUUACUGCGGAUGAUUUUCAGUUGAUGUUCCCAGAGGUUGAAGCCACUGAUAUGUUGACAGUACUCGAAGCAUUGGAGAUUUGCACCCAGUGUGAAAAUGAUGGGGAUAUCGAGUAUGAAUUCCCCUGUUUGAAUUUUAUUGAAACCCUGCAUGGUUUGUGGGAUAAGGAUGUCCGAACUUUACCGAACCCUGUUUAUGGUGGCGUCAGGGUUCAAGCUCUUGCCGGGAUGAGUAACCAAAUGGUUCACAUUUUCCCGAGAUUACAGAUUCAUUUACGACGUAUGCUGAUACAAGAAGGUCCGGAAACUGAAAGCGACCUCUAUCAAUGGUACCAUGGAACUAAAUAUUGCACGGCAAAUCUUGAAUGUCUCCUAACCAUGGAGAUGAGUGAUCAAGCAAUUGAAAUCAAAGUUCGCGGACCAGAUACUAAUGCGAGUCAUGCAUUUUAUUUGCUGGAUGAAAUGAGUACUUUGACAGAACAUAUUUUGAAUGAAAUGUGCCCGGGAAUGUUAUACGAGAAACAUUAUCUGAGUCCGUUGCAAUUGAAGGAACAUAAGCGAAAACCCCAUAGCUACACCCCCCAUGAUUUAAUCGCUAAACAGUUAGAAAAUUAUACAAAACUUUCUCUGCCUGAUACGGAAAUUACGGAAGAACUGAAAGAUGUACUAUGUUAUGGAUCAACGGAUAUCCAAUCAAACGUAACAAUGGGAGUCGACUUACAUGUUUCUCAUUUAUCGUUGAAUACACGAAGGGAAUUCAGUAAAUUACUUGACCGUCCUGAUCCCAUGGGAAGAGAUUGGUGUCUGUUGGCCGUUAAACUUGACUUGGCAGACACACUUCCUUCCCUUGACGCCCCUGGGCGGAAUCAAAUACAAUCACGCACUGAUAAAACCCUCGAGGAAUGGGCCCGAGAUCAUGACAACACAAUCGGAAAGCUACUUUUCAAAUUGAAGGAUCUUGGAAGACAAGAUGCCGUUGAUAUUGUAACAAAAACAAUGCCGCCAAUGAAGGUUUUUCCUCCAGAGGGCGCUGUAAGUCCUGAUGAAGGAGUGGACACGGAACACAAUGGGGAAGCAACGUCAGAGGUUCCUUCUAAUAAUUCCUCAACGACACUGUCACGAUAAUCCCCCAUAAUGCAAUGCAGUUUUUAAAAGGUGCCGAAUGGAGUUUUGUCAGCACAUAAAAUAGAUGAAAACCCCCAAAAUGCAAUUUUCACAAACUUCUAGUGCUUUAAAAUUGUUUAUAAAAUAUUUAAAUUAAAUGAAAAUGUGUCACUUCUAAAGAAAACAUAAUGCAAUUAUAACAAAAAUGCUUUGUAAAUACAAUUAUAAUUAAUGUAUGAAUGAAUGUACAGAGUAUUCGAUAUUGUGUGUUUUAUUUGAUACGAAACAUGUUGAAGAACAGUCUGGACAUAGGAGACAACUAUUUAAGCCUAGAAAAUAUACUGCCAUUUAAAUUUUGUGAUUUUCCCAAUUAAUGAGCGUUUUUCACAGUUUUACUUAUUCACUCAAUUUGGUGUGCAUUUCAAUCAAAAGGUGCCCUGAUUUACUCAAACAAAGGUACAUGUACACAAAAAUUAAAAUGUGACCAAAAUAUUUUGCACAAAGAAAUUUUUUGGUGUGUGGUAGUUAUGCAUGUGGUAAACUAUGAAUUACUGUUAUUUGACCAUAGUGGCAACUGGGACGGUGUUUUACUAUCUCAGUUUGCAGCCAUUUUGUUUUGGUUUAAACAGUUGCUUCUUAAACUUGGCUUUCAUGUUAAAGGCAUACAAUCAACCAAUCAAAUUCGAGCAUAUCUAUCAUCAUAAUCUUAUCAUAUGAGAGACUGUAUAUACCAUUUUAUACUUUAUAUUGUUCAUGUAUGUACUGUAUAUGUAUACCUCCUUUGUGCAGUAAUGGAACCCUUUUAAAAUAUAUUAUUACUGAAAAUGUAUGAUGUAUUUGAUAUAAGAUACAUGUAAAUUAAAUUAGCUUAAGAGAGUAAGAAUACAAAAUGUGGUCCAUGAGAGUGUUUGUAGAAGAAUGUUAGAGAGAAUGUUACUAUGACAACAAGAAAACAACUAGAUUUAAAGGCAGGAUCAGACCUACACAAUGAUAUGAGGCAAUCAAAUUGUAAAAUUGAAACACUCGGAUGAAACAUUUUCUAGCUGGAUCUGUUUCUACCUCUUACUAGCCUCCUUUUUAUUUGCACAACAUCCUGCCCUCCAUCGCGAUAGCUGCACCCCCUCUAAAGUGACUCUCGAACGGCAGAUAAGAGGGGCUCUGGCAUACCAGAAUGCCUGCACUCCAUUUAUUGUGUUUAUUUU